CCUACUGCAGACUCAGCAUUGUGUAAAUAUAACAAACACAACCCGGUCGGCCGCUGCCCAAUGAUCCCACCAUAGUGUAGCCAGUGUAGCCCCGACGUGUGUAGGAAAAAACCCACCUGUGACAAUGCCUGUGUAUGUCUUGCGCCACUUCAGAGCAGAGAUAAUCCGGCUCCUGUUCGUAGCAAAAGGACAGGAGUUCGAAGACAAAUUAUAUACAUUUGAAACAUGGCCAGCAGAGAAGCCAAAUACACCGUUCGGACAACUCCCAGUUCUGACAGUCGAUGGGAAGGAUUACACUGAAUACACGGCUAUCAACAGAUUCCUCGCCAGAGAAUUGGGCUUGAUGGGAUCAAACAGCCAGGAAGAGUAUGAGAUUGACCGAGUUAUAAGCCUUAGCAGUGGCGUGUCCGCAGAAGGAAGCAAGAUAUUUCAUGAGCAGGACAAAGACAAGAAGGCACAACUUAAAAAGAGUCUUAGAGAAAACGUGAUACCAAAAUUCAUGAGUAACCUUGAGCAGUUAGCGCCACCUGAAGGAACGGGCUUCUGCGUUGGGAAUAAGUUGAGUCUCGGGGACCUCAUCAUCUUUGAUACAAUCGACGGCAAGACGGACGAUGCCACCAUGAACAAGUUUCCCACUGUCAAAGCCAUCAUGGACAAAGUCAGGUCUAAUGAGAGAAUAAAGGCAUACCUGGCAUCAAGAGCUCCGACACCUUUCGAUUAAGAUAUAGAGAUCGUUAGCUCGUGUGUGCCUUCCAUUGCACAUUACCACAAGGCAGAGUGAAGAGACACCACUGAAGAUAUGCAGAGAUAUUUGAAUAUUGAUGGCAACAUCAGCGGCUAGUCAUAGACAUAUAACUUCUUGUGAUUGAAUAUCCAUGCAUGUUACUAAAGAUACCAAACUGCACGAAUGACAAAUAACGCGAUACAUUGUAUUCCACAAAUUGUGACUUAUCGUUUUGUACUUUGUAUUUUUUGUAAAUCGUUCAAUAAAUAUAUUCCAAACUAG
Molecule: messenger RNA, 1006 nt
Organism: Haliotis rufescens (red abalone)
Lineage: Eukaryota; Metazoa; Mollusca; Gastropoda; Lepetellida; Haliotidae
Product: probable glutathione S-transferase 6
Exons: 5
Coding region: 125-721 (198 amino acids)
Biological process (GO): glutathione metabolic process
Molecular function (GO): glutathione transferase activity
Source: RefSeq, a predicted model, not a curated record